CCCACCUCCCUCCUCCCUCUCCAGCUCCCUCCUCCCUCCCGCCUCCCCAGCUGUCCCGUUCGCGUCAUGCCGAGCCUCCCGGCCCCGCCGGCCCCGCUGCUGCUCCUCGGGCUGCUGCUGCUCUGCUCCCGGCCGGCCCGCGGCGCCGGCCCCGAGCACCCAGCGCUGCCCAUCCGGCCCGAGAAGGAGCCGCUGCCCAUUCGGGGAGCAGCAGGCUGCUCCUUCGGCGGGAAGGUCUAUGCCUUGGACGAGACGUGGCACCCGGACCUGGGGGAGCCCUUCGGGGUGAUGCGCUGCGUGUUGUGUGCCUGCGAGGCGCCUCAGUGGGGUCGCCGCGCAAGGGGCGCGGGCAGGGUCAGCUGCAAGAACAUCAAACCUGAGUGCCCAACCCUGGCCUGCGGGCAGCCGCGCCAGCUGCCUGGACACUGCUGCCAGACCUGCCCCCAGGAGCGCAGCGGUCUGGAAAAGCAGCCGACGGGCCUGGCCUUCGAGUACCCGCGGGACCCAGAGCACCGAAGCUACAGCGACCGCGGGGAGCCGGGAGCUGAGGAUCGGGGGCGUGGAGACGGCCACACGGGUAGGCAGGGGCUGGACUUCGUGGCGCUGCUGACAGGGCCAAGGUCACAAGCGGUGGCACGGGCCCGAGUGUCACUGCUGCGCUCUAGUCUGCGGUUCUCCAUCUCCUACCGGCGGCUGGACCGCCCUACCCGAAUCCGCUUCUCAGACUCCACUGGCAGCAUCCUGUUUGAACACCCUGCAGCCCCUACCCAAGAUGGCCUGGUCUGUGGUGUGUGGCGAGCAGUGCCUCGGUUGUCUCUGCGGCUCCUUAGGGCAGAACAGCUGCAUGUGGCACUCGUGACACCCAGUCACCCUUCAGGGGAGGUCUGGGGGCCUCUCAUCCGGCAUCGAGCCCUGGCCGCAGAGACCUUCAGUGCCAUCCUGACCCUGGAAGGCCCCCCACAGCAGGGCAUAGGGGGCAUUGCCCUCCUCACGCUCAGUGACACAGAGGACUCCUUGCAUUUUUUGCUGCUCUUCCGUGGGCUGCUGGAAGCCAGGAGUGGGGGACCAGCCCAGGUUCCCUUGCGGCUCCAGAUUCUACACCAGGGGAAGCUACUACGAGAGCUCCAGGCCAAUGCCUCAGCCCAGGAGCCGGGCUUUGCUGAAGUGCUGCCCAACCUGACAGCCCAGGAGAUGGACUGGCUGGUGCUGGGGGAGCUGCAGAUGGCCCUGGAGAGGGCAAGUGGGCCAGGGCUGCGCAUCAGUGGACACAUUGCUGCCAGGCAGAGCUGUGAUGUUCUGCAAAGUGUCCUUUGUGGGGCCGAUGCCCUGAUCCCCGUUCAGACAGGUGCAGCCGGCUCAGCCAGCCUUACACUGCUAGGAAACGGCUCCCUGAUCUACCAAGUACAGGUGGUAGGUACAGGCAGUGAGGUGGUGGCCAUGACGCUGGAGACCAAGCCUCAGCGGAGGAACCAGCACACUGUCCUGUGCCACAUGGCUGGACUCCAGCUGGGAGGAUACAUGGCUGUGGGUGUCUGCCCUGGGCUGGGUGCCCGGGGGGCUCAUAUGCUGCUGCAGAAUGAGCUGUUCCUGAACGUGGGCACCAAGGACUUCCCAGAUGGAGAGCUGCGGGGGCACGUGGCUGCCCUGCCCUACAGUGGGCACAGCGCCCGCCAUGAUACACUACCUGUGCCCCUGGCAGGAGCCCUGGUGUUGCCCCCCGUGCAGAGCCAGGCAGCAGGGCAUGCCUGGCUCUCCCUGGAUACCCACUGUCACCUGCACUAUGAAGUGCUGCUGGCUGGGCUUGGUGGCUCAGAGCAGGGCACCAUCACUGCCCACCUCCUCGGGCCUCCUGGGAUGCCAGGGCCCCGGCGGCUGCUGAAGGGAUUCUAUGGCCCAGAGGCCCAGGGCGUGGUGAAGGAUCUGGAGCCUGAGCUGCUGCGGCACCUGGCACAGGGCUCUGCCUCCUUGCUGAUCACCACCAAGGGUAGCCCCCAAGGGGAGCUGCAAGGGCAGGUGCACAUCACCAACCAGUGCGAGGCGGGCGGCCUGCGCCUGGCGGCGGCAGGGGCCGAAGAAGUGCGGGUGCCCGGGGCUCUGGAUGCAGUGGUGGCCGAGGCGGCUGCGCUGCCCGCUGUGCUGGGCCCAGACGCCCCAGCGCCAGCCAAACCUGGUGGCCCCGGGCGGCUCCGAGACCCCAACACCUGCUUCUUCGAGGGGCAGCAGCGCCCCCAUGGGGCUCGCUGGGCUCCUAACUAUGACCCGCUCUGCUCGCUCUGCACCUGCCAGAGACGCACGGUGAUCUGUGACCCCAUGGUGUGCCCACCACCCAGCUGCCCAAGCCCGGUGCAGGCGCCGGACCAGUGCUGCCCUGUGUGCCUGGAGAAGCAAGAUGUCGGAGACCUGCCGGGGCUGCCGAAGAACAGGGACCCUGGAGAGGGCUGCUAUUUUGAUGGCGACCGGAGCUGGCGGGCAGCGGGCACCCGGUGGCACCCUGUCGUGCCCCCAUUUGGCUUAAUUAAGUGCGCUGUCUGCACCUGCAAGGGGGGCACUGGAGAGGUGCACUGUGAGAAGGUGCAGUGUCCCCGGCUGGCCUGUGCCCAGCCUGUCCGUGCCAACCCCACUGACUGCUGCAAACAGUGUCCAGUGGGGUCAGGGGCCCACCCCCAGCUGGGGGACCCCAUGCAGGCUGAUGGGCCCCGGGGCUGCCGUUUUGCAGGGCAGUGGUUCCCGGAGAGCCAGAGCUGGCACCCUUCGGUGCCCCCCUUUGGGGAGAUGAGCUGCAUCACCUGCAGAUGUGGGCAGUUGCAGACACCAGGACAGUUCCAGAGCUGGAGAAAGAAGCUGAAGGCUCCUAGGGAGCAGCCAGAAGGCCGCGUGACCAAGAGGAUGGGGCCUGGGCUGGGGGAGGAGGGGCGCCGAGGACCCCGCAUUCUCCUGCGGGAAAUCCAGUGCCUUUGGCCCCUCUUUUCUGCCUCUUCUCCCUCCCCCACUACCUCUGGGAACCACAACUCCACAAGGGGGAGGGGUAGCCAGGGCCGACCAGUGCCAUGUCCACUCCAGCUUCGGCCUUGUCACCCUCUCGCCUCUGCCUUGGAAGCCCAACCCCUUUCCUUCUGUACAUAAUGUCACUGGCUUGUUGGGAUUUUUAAUUUAUCCUCACUCAGCACCAAGGGUCCCCCCACUUCACUCCUGCUGCCCCUGAGCUGAGCAGAGUCAUUAUUGGAGAUUUUUGUAUUUAUUAAAACUUUU
Balaenoptera musculus (blue whale) is the source of this 3249-nucleotide messenger RNA. RefSeq names its product chordin (gene CHRD). NCBI's taxonomy places the organism in Eukaryota, Metazoa, Chordata, Mammalia, Artiodactyla, Balaenopteridae. Gene Ontology annotation, biological process: multicellular organism development. The coding region runs from base 67 to 3123 and encodes 1018 amino acids. The record is from RefSeq and is a predicted model, not a curated record. Gene Ontology annotation, molecular function: protein binding. The transcript is spliced from 22 exons.